Panicum virgatum (switchgrass) is the source of this 1118-nucleotide messenger RNA. RefSeq names its product protein FAR1-RELATED SEQUENCE 12-like. The record is from RefSeq and is a predicted model, not a curated record. NCBI's taxonomy places the organism in Eukaryota, Viridiplantae, Streptophyta, Magnoliopsida, Poales, Poaceae. Gene Ontology annotation, biological process: regulation of DNA-templated transcription. Gene Ontology annotation, molecular function: zinc ion binding. The transcript is spliced from 3 exons. The coding region runs from base 19 to 753 and encodes 244 amino acids.
AUCCAGCGUGCUGCUCCAAUGCACCUGUUCGUCGCCAAAUUCAAUGAAUUCCAAAGUGAUAGUAAUGACCAGGAGGGAAAGGAAGGGUUCGUCACAAACCAGGUGAAUCGAAAGAUGAGAACUGGUCUCCCAAUAGAGGAUCAUGCACACACUAUUUAUACAAGGGCCAUGUAUGAGAAGUUUUAUAACGAGCUAUUUGAAUCAGGCAAGUACACUAUAAAAUCCAAGAUUGGUCAAGAUGAGUAUGUAUUGACAGACGCAAGAGCAGACAUGGAAGAUGCUGCAGCUUAUAUCCACGUGAGGCUGCAAGGCACAGACCGUGUAACCUGCGAAUGUGGCCUCUUCGAGCAUAUGGGCAUGCUUUGUCGUCAUGCACUAAAGGUACUUGUACAUCUUGACAGGCAAGAGAUACCCCCUGGCAACAUACUCCAUAGAUGGACAAAAGAUUGCGUUGAACGGUCACUUUCAGAAGAAUCAAAGUCAUCCCUCAUAGUUCAUAAUGACAAACUGCGGAAGAAGAUGCUGCUUGAUAAAGUUUUUGAAAUUGCAAACAGGGAAGCGACCUUGAGCGAAACUGCAUUCCAUCAGGCCAUGGAUGCAAUAACUGGAUCUUCAAGUCCUGAUCCAGUAUUAGCUAAUUCAGAUUACCCAAAUAUAUUGACAGCAACCUUCACUGGGCAGCUUCAACCUACUGCUUGUCCACCACGCACUAUCCUAGGAGGUAGGCCUCCGAACACAGGUCUCAAGUCAUGACUAACGAGCAGGAAGCGUCCACCCAAGGAUAAAGAGAACACCCCGAGCAAUUUGAUAGAGGAUUGGCCAGAGGAGGAGAACCCAUCCACUAAAAAGAAAAGGUCAAUUUCUGAUAUUUUGUACAACUGAUCAAGUUCAAGCAACAAAAGAUCGCCUAGAUCAGAUCUCAACUGAUGCCAACUACCACCAUAUUCAUCUCAUUGCCUAUUAUCAUGUAUUAGAUGACACCUAUAUAUAUGAGUUAUCCUGCAGAACUAUUAUAAAUUAACUAAACUUGUAUUGUUCAGCAUUGGAAACAUUGGAUCAUAUUGAAUUCAUGCUUGUUGGAUAUCCUAUUUUCGAAUUCAUGCUUGUCUGAUAUCCCA